This is a messenger RNA of Fraxinus pennsylvanica, 417 nucleotides long. The record is from the annotation of a GenBank genome assembly. Lineage: Eukaryota; Viridiplantae; Streptophyta; Magnoliopsida; Lamiales; Oleaceae.
AUGCUGCAAUCAGGUGUAUUGAACUAUAUAGUUCUGAUUGUAAGUCUUCUGAAGUGGGCAUGGGAUUAUCUUCUUUACCAGUCCUUCUUUCAGCCUCAUGGGAUCUUAUUGACCGAAUAUGUCGAUGAUCUUAGCAUAACGCGCUAUCAAAGCAAUAACGAAAAUGAGAGUACAGUAGAAUGUGCUGUGUGUUUAUGUAGGAUCGACGAAGGAGAUGAAAUUAGGGAGCUGAGUUGCAAUCAUCUUUUCCACAGAGUUUGUUUGGAUAGGUGGCUAGGAUGUGGGCACAUGACUUGCCCUCUAUGCCGGAAUAAUGUAAAGCAGCCUCGACUGGCCGUGGAUAGCCACCAUGAGGUGAUAUUGAUCAACUUUGAUGCUGCCAGAUCAAGGGAUCACUGCACAUGGUGGCUGCGUUGA